Molecule: messenger RNA, 6264 nt
Organism: Striga asiatica
Lineage: Eukaryota; Viridiplantae; Streptophyta; Magnoliopsida; Lamiales; Orobanchaceae
Source: the annotation of a GenBank genome assembly
AUGCUCAUUUACGCUUUCCCCGAGCUAAAUCUCUGCAGAAAUAUCCUCCCAAACGAGGAGGGCCUCUGUGCUGGUCGCGAAAUUCUGCGUUUCAGAACUCAGAACGGAAUAAGGAUAAAGAAAGUUGGCGCUAGGAUGGCGAGUUCGAGUGGGACCAAGGAUGACGUGGGCCCACCGAGAUCACUGUCCCGGAGGAUUACGAGGGCGCCCACUAUGGUGGACCCCACUGACGACAAUGGGGCCGUGGACAGUGAGAUUGUGCCGUCUUCGUUGGCCUCCAUAGCACCCAUCCUCCGUGUGGCCAACGAGGUCGAGAAGGAGAACCCUCGGGUUGCUUAUCUAUGUCGCUUUCAUGCAUUCGAGAAAGCACACCGGAUGGACCCAACAUCAAGUGGGCGGGGUAUUCGGCAGUUCAAGACAUAUUUACUACACAGACUUGAAAGGGAAGAAGAAGAGACUAAACCCAUACUUGCAAAAAAUGAUCCGAGGGAAAUCCAGAAAUACUAUCAGAUGUUCUAUGAGAAAAAUAUCCGAGAAGGGCAAUAUACCAAAAAACCGGAGGAAAUGGCCAAGAUCUAUCAAAUUGCGACCGUGUUGUAUGAUGUUUUACGGACAGUAGUUCCUCAAUCAAAAAUCGAUGAACAGACUCAGAGAUAUGCCAAAGAUGUUGAGGAGAAGAAAGAACAGUACGAGCAUUAUAAUAUUCUUCCCUUGUAUGCUGUUAGCGUUAAACCAGCCAUCAUGGAACUAACUGAGAUAAAAGUAGCACUUCGAGCUAUCCGUGAUGUCGAUAGUCUUCCCCAUUUUCAAAUUCAUGAAGGAAAGGAGAGAACAGUAAAUGAUAUUCUUGAGUGGCUUGCUUUACGCUUUGGUUUUCAGAAAGGAAAUGUAGCAAACCAGCGGGAGCACUUGAUAUUGCUUCUUGCUAAUAUGGAUGUGAGAUACAGGAACCUACAGAAUUAUGAGCAUUUAAAUAGCAACACGGUUCAGAAAUUGUUGGACAAGAUUUUCAAGAACUAUAGGUCGUGGUGUAAAUACUUGCACAUUCCACCAAAUCUGGAAUGCCCUUUGGGUGAUAGGAGGCAACAGUCACAGCUUCUCUACAUUGGACUCUAUCUUCUUAUUUGGGGUGAAGCUUCAAAUGUCCGAUUUAUGCCAGAGUGCCUAUGCUAUAUUUUUCAUCGUAUGGCACACGACAUGUACGGGACUUUGUUUGGCAAUGUUCAACAUGUCAUAGGAGGUACAUAUCAGGCGGCUCCACAGCGUGAGGAGUCAUUUCUCAUGGAUGUUGUGACGCCUAUUUACGAGGUUAUGCAAAAGGAAGUUAGGAGAAACAAAAAUGGGAAAGCAAGCCACUCGGCAUGGAGAAAUUAUGAUGAUUUGAAUGAAUACUUUUGGACUAAAAAGUGUUUGAAGUUGGGUUGGCCAUUAGAUAGGAAAGCUGACUUUUUUGUGCAUUCAGAGGUCAUAAAGCCAGCAAACAAGGGAAAUAACCAAGCUGUAGGAAAGAGAAAGCCCAAGACGAAUUUUGUUGAACUGCGUACCUUUUGGCAUCUUUAUACAAGUUUUGACAGAAUGUGGAUUUUUUUCAUAUUGGCUCUUCAGGCUAUGAUUAUCAUUGCAUGGCAUCAGCGUGGAUCCUCCAAUGCUCUUUUUGAUGAUACUCUUGUUCGAAGUGUUAUGAGCAUCUUCAUUACUGCUGCCAUUUUAAACUUUUGGCGAGCUUUCCUGGAUAUAGUCCUGAGUUUUAAUGCCUGGAGGAGCCUGAAAUUUACGCAGAUACUUCGUUAUUUCAUGAAAUUUGUGGUUGCUUCAUUUUGGCUUAUAGUCAUGCCAGUAACUUAUUCCAGAUCCGUUCAGAAUCCAAGUGGGAUAGUAAGAUUCUUCAAUAAUUUGGGAGCAAAUUGGGAGAUCCAAUCAAUGUAUAACUACUCUGUUGCGAUUUAUUUGAUACCCAAUGUAUUGGCUGCAUUGCUAUUUUUCUUUCCUUUUCUUCGAAGAGCUAUGGAACGCUCUACCUGGCGUGUUGUUAACCUCCUAAUGUGGUGGUGUCAGCCAAAGCUGUAUGUUGGACGAGGAAUGCAUGAAGACAUUUUCUCCCUUCUAAAGUACACACUCUUUUGGAUUACCCUAAUAAUCGUCAAGCUUGCAUUCAGCUAUUAUGUUGAGAUAUCACCACUGAUCGAACCAACAAGGAUUAUCAUGAGUCUCAGAGUCAGUAGUUAUGAUUGGCACGAAUUUUUCCCAAAUGUUACUCAUAAUAUUGCGGUAGUAAUUGCAAUAUGGGCCCCAGCUGUUCUGGUCUAUUUCAUGGAUACACAAAUAUGGUAUGCUAUCUUCUCCACUUUUGUUGGUGGAAUCUAUGGAGCAUUCAGCCAUCUUGGGGAGAUAAGAACACUUGGUAUGUUGAGGGCAAGAUUUGAAUCCGUUCCUUCAGCUUUCAGUAGGCGUCUUGUUCCGUACACCAAAGAGGAAACCAGACAAAAUCAACGGGAUGACACAGUGGAAAGAAUAAAUAUCGCAAAAUUCUCUCAGAUGUGGAAUGAGUUCAUAUUAUCUAUGAGAAAUGAAGAUUUGAUAAGCAAUAGGGAGAAAAAUUUGCUUCUUGUGCCGUAUUCAUCAAGUGAUGUAUCAGUCGUUCAAUGGCCUCCUUUCUUGUUGGCGAGUAAGAUUCCCAUAGCAUUGGACAUGGCCAAAGAUUUCAAGGAGAAGGAGGAUGCUGACCUCUUCAAGAAAAUUAAGAAUGAUGAUUUCAUGUAUUUCGCAAUAAUUGAAUGCUACGAAACGCUGAGGGACGUGCUUCUUGGGCUUCUAUUAGACGAUGGGGAUAAAAAAAUUAUUUGGGAAAUAUGUCAUGAAGUGGAAAGCAGCAUCCAGCGGAGAAGAUUCUUGAGGGAUUUUACGAUGAGUGGGCUGCCUCUAUUAAGUGAUAAACUGGAUAAAUUUUUAAACCUUCUGAUGACAGAUUAUGAGGAUGCUCAGUUAUAUCGAUCUCAAAUCAUCAACAAACUUCAAGAUAUUAUAGAGAUUAUCAUCCAAGAUAUAAUGGUUAACGGCAUGCAGGUUUUAGAGAAAGCCAAUUCAGUCCAUCACGAGGAGAGAAAAGAGCAGAUGUUUGAAAGGGUGAAGAUUGAUCUCUUGCAAAGCAGGUCCUGGAUGGAAAAGGUUGUCAGGCUGCAUUUGCUUUUGACCGUGAAAGAAUCAGCAAUCGAUGUUCCUACAAAUAUAGAGGCUCGUCGAAGGACUACUUUCUUUGCGAAUUCUUUAUUUAUGACCAUGCCCAAUGCCCCAAAAGUUCGUAAUAUGCUAUCUUUUAGAAUUUUGGGUCAUAAAAAGUCUUUCCUCUUGAUGGCAAAAUAUUGUGGUCAGGUGAAGGGAGAAAAAGUUAGGAUAUGCUUAUCUCAGAAAUUGAUUUGUGUAUUGACACCAUACUACAGAGAACCGGUUCUUUAUUCGACAGAAGAGCUUAACAAGGAAAAUGAAGAUGGCAUUACGACUCUUUUCUAUCUUCAGAAAAUAUAUCCCGAUGAAUGGAACAAUUAUCAAGAGCGGAUCCAAGAUGCCAAAUUUGAUAACCAAAAUAAAGACCCGUCAGAAUUAGAUCGUCAAUGGGUAUCUUACAGGGGUCAGACACUUGCUCGUACAGUGAGAGGGAUGAUGUACUACCGUGAGACUUUGGAACUUCAGUGCUUUUUGGAUUUUGCUGACGAUAAUGCUAUUUUUGGUGGAUACCGGGCAAUUGAUAUAAAUCACAGAGAUUACAGAACUCUCAAGGAACGAGCACAAGCUUUAGCAGAUCUGAAAUUCACUUAUGUUGUAUCUUGUCAGGUCUAUGGUGCUCAGAAGAAAUCUAGUGACCCUCAAGACCGGAGUUGUUAUGUCAAUAUCUUGAAUCUUAUGCUCACGUAUCCGUCUCUACGUAUUGCUUAUAUAGAUGAAAGGGAGGAAACAAUUAAUGGAAAAACUGAGAAGGUCUAUUAUUCUGUCCUGGUCAAGGGGGGUGAGAAAUUGGAUGAGGAAAUAUACCGUAUCAAGCUUCCAGGUCCUCCAACAGCAAUUGGUGAAGGGAAACCUGAGAAUCAAAAUCAUGCAAUCAUUUUUACUCGUGGAGAAGCCCUGCAAACCAUAGAUAUGAAUCAGAGAAGGAGCAAGAAACUGGAUAUCACCAUCUAUGCCAGUUUAACACUAUUCUUUUGCAUGAUUAUUUCCCCUCAGGAUAAUUAUUUUGAGGAAGCUUUCAAGAUGCGUAAUGUUUUGGAGGAAUUUUUAAGACCUCGUCGUGGACAACGAAAACCUACAAUUUUGGGUCUAAGAGAGCAUAUUUUCACAGGGAGUGUUUCUUCACUCGCUUGGUUCAUGUCCAAUCAAGAAACCAGUUUUGUGACAAUUGGGCAAAGAAUUUUGGCAAACCCCCUGAGGGUAAGAUUCCACUAUGGACAUCCUGAUAUUUUCGACAGAAUCUUUCACUUGACAAGAGGAGGGAUGAGCAAAGCUUCGAAAACAAUCAACCUGAGUGAAGACAUCUUUUCUGGUUACAAUUCGACACUAAGAAGAGGCUUUGUAACACAUCACGAGUAUAUCCAAGUAGGCAAGGGCCGAGACGUCGGUAUGAACCAGAUAUCUCUUUUCGAGGCAAAAGUCGCUAACGGCAAUGGAGAACAGACGCUCAGUCGAGACGUCUUCCGACUUGGACGCCAAUUCGAUUUCUACCGAAUGUUGUCCUUUUACUUCACUACAGUUGGUUUUUACUUCAGCAGCAUGGUUACUGUGCUCACUGUCUAUGUCUUCUUAUACGGACGAUUGUACAUGGUGUUGAGUGGUCUGGAAAGGCGUAUUCUGGAAGACCCAUUCAUGGGCCAAAGUAAUGCUCUAGAGGAGGCUCUCGCAACACAGUCUUUCUUCCAGCUGGGCUUGCUGCUCGUUCUCCCCAUGGUUAUGGAGAUUGGGCUCGAGAGAGGAUUUCGAAGCGCCAUUGGCGAUUUCAUAGUCAUGCAGCUCCAGCUGGCAUCAGUCUUCUUCACAUUCCAGCUCGGGACAAAAGCGCACUAUUACGGGCGUACCCUUUUGCACGGCGGCUCCAAAUACCGGGCCACAGGGCGCGGUUUUGUCGUUUUCCAUGCAAAGUUUGCUGAGAACUACAGAAUCUACUCGCGCAGCCAUUUUGUGAAGGGGCUGGAGCUUUUCAUACUGCUGAUAGUUUACGAGGUGUAUGGCCACUCGGCACGUGGCUCCUCGUCUCUGUACUUCUUCAUUACUUUCUCGAUGUGGUUUCUUGUGGCCUCGUGGCUUUUUGCUCCGUUUGUUUUCAACCCGUCAGGGUUCGAGUGGCAAAAGACGGUGGAGGACUGGUCGAAUUGGAAAAGGUGGAUGGGAAAUCGUGGAGGGAUCGGAAUCUCGCCUGAUAAGAGUUGGGAGUCGUGGUGGAACGAGGAGCAGGAUCACUUGAAGUAUACUAAUAUAAGGGGUCGGGUGCUCGAGAUUAUCCUUGCUUGCCGUUUUUUCAUCUACCAAUAUGGGAUUGUGUAUCGGCUUCGGAUAUCGCAUGGCAGCACGGAUAUUUUGAUGGUGUCAAUGGGGAGAAGAAAAUUCGGCACCGAUUUUCAGCUUAUGUUUAGGAUUUUGAAAGCACUUCUAUUCCUUGGGUUCGUGUCUGUCAUGACUGUACUAUUUGUGGUCUUCAACCUUGCCGUCAGCGAUUUAUUUGCUGCUAUUCUGGCUUUCAUGCCCACUGGCUGGGCCCUUAUUCUGAUUGCUCAAGCGUGCAGACCUUGUCUGAAGGGUAUCAGAAUCUGGGAUUCAGUAAGGGAGUUGUCGAGAGCAUAUGAAGCUAUAAUGGGGCUUGUUAUAUUCACACCUGUUGUUUUAUUAUCUUGGUUCCCAUUUGUAUCCGAAUUCCAAACACGGCUGCUGUUUAACCAAGCGUUCAGUCGAGGCCUCCAGAUUUCCAUGAUCUUGGCUGGGAAGAAGGAUAAGACAUCUUCAAACUGAUUUUCUUUUUUUUUUUUUGCUCCCCCAUUUUUUCUCUGUGGAAAUUCUUGUUCUAUUAUUUAGAUGAUAGUGAAUGUGAAUGAGUAUACAUAUAACCUAAUAUCUGCAACUCUGCAAGAAGUAGUAGACUAGUAGGAAUGGUGCCACUACCUUAAGAGCUUUCAGAAUUUUUGGACUGGAAAAAGUGUACAAAUUUUUAUUAAUUUCUUUUAUUGGUUCUUUAGUAUAUCACUCUGUUUACGGAUAGAUGUACUUGACAGUCGUUACUCGUUAGAA